Molecule: messenger RNA, 390 nt
Organism: Meloidogyne enterolobii
Lineage: Eukaryota; Metazoa; Nematoda; Chromadorea; Rhabditida; Meloidogynidae
Source: the annotation of a GenBank genome assembly
AUGGAGAAAUCCUCAGAAACACAAUUUGUUUGUAUAAAUUGUCUUAAUCCAUCGUCGUCACUUUAUACAGAAUAUAGUCGAGAUGUUAUUCGAAUGACUGAAUGUAAAAAUUGUGGAUUAAUUGUUGAUAAAUACAUAGAAUAUGACAUUACCUUAAUUAUAAUUGAUUUGUCAUUUUUUCGAAUUAUCUUCAUUUUUCUCCUUUGUGACGCCUAUGAAGAUUGGAUAGAAAGGAAAUCAUUAGCGGAUCCUGUAAGGAUUAUUUAUGAUUUGGAAUGGACUUUUUAUGAAUGUCUUUUAAAAAGUUUAAUGGAAUUUUUGGUUUAUUCAAUUUCUAUUUAUUUAUUAAUUAAUUUAUUAAUUCAAAUAAAACAAAUAAAGGUAAAUUAA